Messenger RNA from Rasamsonia emersonii CBS 393.64, 531 nucleotides. Its product is annotated as Small nuclear ribonucleoprotein SmD2. The record is from RefSeq and is a predicted model, not a curated record. Lineage: Eukaryota; Fungi; Ascomycota; Eurotiomycetes; Eurotiales; Trichocomaceae. Gene Ontology annotation, cellular component: U1 snRNP; U4/U6 x U5 tri-snRNP complex; U2 snRNP. Gene Ontology annotation, biological process: RNA splicing; spliceosomal snRNP assembly. The coding region runs from base 1 to 531 and encodes 176 amino acids. The transcript has 4 exons.
AUGUCGGACACCAAGAUCCAAGAUCUUCUCAACAAGCCUCGCAGCGAGCUCACUGAAUAUGAGGUCGCUCUGGUCGAGGAACAUGAGCUUACAGCAGGCCCCCUCUCGCUGCUGCAGACGGCCACCCGCACCCACACACAGGUCCUGAUCUCGUGCCGAAAUAACCGCAAACUGCUGGCGCGGGUCAAGGCUUUUGAUCGCCACUGCAACAUGGUGCUCGAGAACGUCAAGGAGAUGUGGACGGAGAAGCCCAAGGGUGGUAAAGGCCGCGGAGUCAACAAGGACCGAUUCAUCAGCAAGAUCUAUUUCCUAGCCACGAUCCAGAGUUCUGUUGCAUGCGAUGCUAACGAGUUCCUCUCAGGUUCUUGCGUGGUGAUUCGGUCAUCCUGGUCUUGCUCAGCUGAACGUGUUUCCGUAUUAGCAACAUUUGCAACACUUCAUGCCGAUACCAUCUCGUCCCAUCCAUCUUCUCCGCUUCUGCCUAGCAUGACUUCACAAUGUGGCAUCAUGCUCUGGCUUCGUGUCACGUGA